Messenger RNA from Lichtheimia ornata, 690 nucleotides. RefSeq lists its product as uncharacterized. Gene Ontology annotation, biological process: glutathione catabolic process. Bases 1 to 690 code for a protein of 229 amino acids. The transcript is spliced from 7 exons. Gene Ontology annotation, cellular component: cytoplasm. The record is from RefSeq and is a predicted model, not a curated record. NCBI's taxonomy places the organism in Eukaryota, Fungi, Mucoromycota, Mucoromycetes, Mucorales, Lichtheimiaceae. Gene Ontology annotation, molecular function: glutathione specific gamma-glutamylcyclotransferase activity; gamma-glutamylcyclotransferase activity.
AUGGUGGUUCCUGAACAUCAAGACAACGAUCCUCACAACGUUCUUAUUGAAAAAGAAGCUCAUUCCGAUCAGGUCGAUGCUGUAAUCAAGGAGACAGCCGAUCAAAGCAUCUGGGUCUUUGGCUAUGGUUCUCUCAUUUGGAAGCCGCCCAUUCAUUACGAAUCAAAGGUUAUUGGCUACAUCAAGAAUUACGUUCGUCGAUUUUGGCAGCAUAGCGAAGAUCAUCGAGGCACUCCCGAAAAGCCAGGACGAGUCGUAACCCUUAUUCCCGUUGAUGAAUGGAAAACAAUUGAGGAUGUGCAUGGCCAUGAUGAUGUGACAUGGGGUGUCGCUUUCAAGAUUCCAUCCAGUGAUGCGGAAGCAACUCGUGCAUACCUUGAUCAUCGUGAAAAGAAUGGAUACACGGUGCAUACGGUGGAUAUUUACAGCGCCGAGGAUGAUCAAAAGCCCGCUGUGAAAGAUGCACUUGUUUAUAUUGCAACCACUGACAAUGAAGCAUACGUUGGCCCUGCACCUUUGGAACAGAUUGCAAAACAAGUUUACGAGACUUAUGGUCCUUCUGGAUGGAAUGCAGAAUACUUGUUGAAUUUGGCCGAAGCAUUACGAGAAAUAUCCCCUGAAGCACGUGACGACCACUUGUUUGAUUUAGAACGUUUGGUGAAAGAUUUAAUCAAUAACAAGUCCACAUAA